UGCGCGCGCAUCUGUUCCAAAAGUUAAAAAGUUUAAACGUCAAAAUUGCGCGCCAAUUUCGGUAGCGGGAACACGAUUAUUUUUUAAUUUUAAUAUUUUUUUUUUAUGAUUAGAAAAAUGUGACAUUGUUUAAGAUUUAAUUAUUAUUAUUUAAGUGCGUGUUAAUAUGGUUGUGUAUUGGAGGAAAGUGUUUCUGGUGGCGGCCCUAAGUUCGAUUCUGGAUGUUAAAAGCGAGAAGUUCGGAAAUAAUGAACACACCAAACAGCUGCUAAAUCAUCUGACAGAAUCAGAAAAAGUGUUCCUUUUCGGCCCAAACCACAAUGAAGCACAAUUCGAAAUAGCACACUUAAAGCAGACGAGGCGUCGCAAACGCUCACUGUUCCAUGAAGAUCAAGAACUGCUAUCACUGAAGAAACAUCUAGAUCUGAAGCUAAAUUCUAGGAACAGUUUCCUAGAUCCCCAGUUCCUACUAAUGAGAAGAUGGUCCAAUGACGCAGAAGCGGUGUUAGAUCAACAUUCUGAUGAAGAAUUGGAUUUGUGUUACUUUAAGAGUGAAAAUGCUGCAUUGUAUGCGUGUGAUGAUGUGAGAGGUUUAGUCAAAAGUAAUGAUAGUUACUAUUUUAUUCACCCGUUACCAGAAAGAUUUCACCAAAACGACGCUAAAGCUCAUGUAAUAGUUAGAAGACCAAUAAAUGACUUAAAUAAUCAAGAUAAAGAAGAAACAUGUGUAGAAAGAGAUAUUGAUGCAUCUCUGACACCAGAACCAGUUAAAACAUGGACAAAACAUAGAAGAAAAAGAAAUGUUGAAACUGUUUUGGAAAACAAAGAUAGCUUAGAAGGAUUCAAAUUGAAUCUAGCUCAUAGAAACAAGACUAUAGGUACAUUCGUCAAGAAAUUAGUAACGGAUACCCAAAGACAGAAAAGGGCAAUAUUACCAGCUAUUUUUGUAGAAACAGCCGUGUUUGUAGACAGAGAUUUGUACAAACACAUGACCAUAAAUUUCCCAAAAGAUACUGAAAGGGAAUUAGUCAGAUUUAUACUAGCUAUGAUUAAUGCUGUACAGCUGUUAUACCAUGACCAUUCUUUGGGCAGGCCAGUCAAUUUUAUUUUAAAAAGACUAGAAAUUUUGCAUGAGGAUCCAGCAAAUUUGAAGAGGCCUCAUGACAUCGAUAGAUUUUUAAGUAACUUUUGUACAUGGCAAAGACUGGAAAACCCCCCGGGCGACAAUGAUCCUCUACAUUGGGAUCAUGCUUUGAUUUUAACUGGUUUAGAUUUGUAUGUAGUCAAUAAAAAUGGAAAAGUCAGCAGUCAAGUUGUUGGACUAGCGCCAGUGGCUGGAAUGUGUACAGUCACGAGCAGUUGUACAGUAAACGAAGGAAGGCAUUUUGAGAGCGUCUACGUAGUUGCCCAUGAAAUUGGACAUAACCUAGGAAUGCGCCAUGAUGGCCCACUGGCAGACAACGGCUGCGACCCAAGCGCUUACAUUAUGAGCCCUACUUUAGGAAGCGGGAAGAUCACCUGGUCGCAAUGCAGCAAGAAUUAUCUACAGAAGUUUCUGGAUACGGUGCAAUCCCGCUGUCUUCUCGACCAUGGGAACUCAGCGGGGCAGUUGGACCACAGCGCUGAAGGAAUUCUGCCCGGGGAGAGAUUCGAUGCCGAUCAACAAUGUAUGCUCAAAUAUGGCCGCGGGAGCCGCCACUCAACAGCCCAAAAUCUAGAGGAUAUUUGCAGGGACUUGCAUUGCCAAAGGGAGAGAUAUACUUGGACGUCACAUCCAGCAUUGGAGGGAACCAGAUGUGGUGAAGACUUGUACUGCCGCGGAGGGUCAUGCGUAGAACGGGAAGGGUCUUCGAUUCCCCGGGGGGCGUGGGGGCGCUGGUCCGGGUGGUCGGAGUGCGCUUCCGCCUGCCUGCUCGACGACACGCACUCGUCAGCGGCCACCGGCGUCGCCGUGGCCAGCAGGAAGUGUCACAGGCCCAGACACGAGACCAGCAGCAACUAUUGCGCUGGACAUGACAAAAAAUACCAAACAUGCAACGCUCAUCAGUGUAACAAUGUACCCCGUAUGACAGUAAGAGAAUUUGCUGAUCAAAUCUGCUAUAGAGCUCGCGAUGUGGACCCAGAUCUCAUCGGCACUGGGUUGCAAAGAAUUGAUUCUGAUGACGUAAGCAGCGCGUGCGCAGUGUGGUGCGACACCCGGGGGGGGGGCUACAAGUCCCGGGGCUGGACCCUGCCUGAUGGAACCGCUUGCUCCAAGCUGUCUCCCAUGUUCUGCAUCUCUGGGGUUUGUCAGAAAUUCUCCUGUUCGUCCGGCACAGACACAGAGUUCUCUUUGAAGCCCGGCGACUGCGAGUGGGAAGCCCUACAGUUGCAGGCGGCCGCCACUCACACCACAUCUACAAAAUCGUCUGGUACCUGGCGGCGGGCCGUGGGCUCCCAGUGGAGGCCCAGCAGCGGCUGCCACUACCACUGCGUCAGCCCCGGCGCCGGCCUCCGCCUCGUGACCAGCAGGCACACGCACACCAUACAGCUGUGCACCCCAGACUCCACCCGGAAAGAGCUGGGUUGCACACAACGAAAGUCACCUUAUCAGUACGCCACCAUGGUGUGCACGAAGUACAAAGAAAGAGUCAGAAGACUGUCUGGAUUGGGCAUGCAAAUAUCGCCGGCUUUAGAGGACCCAGAUCGCCCUUGCCGUAUAGCUUGCCAGGACGAGAGAGUUUCUCAUAGAUUUUAUUUAGUAAAUGGACACGAAGGUUGGUUCCCGCUCGGCACCGCGUGUGGGAAGAAGAAUACUUCCUACUGCGUUAGUGGGAAAUGCUUGGAAUUCGGUCCAGAUAACACCCCCCUAUCAGAAAUGGUGUUCACCCUUCCACUACUAAAUCGUAACGCGACAGAAAUACGAAGAACCUCGCGCCACAAACGGAGUUUGCUGAGAGACCGGAUCUCAGUCAAGGCAACACUGGACCAGAUACAUUUGGAAGAUCUCAUAUCGAAACUAAAUCUUACUCACAACCACAAUGAGCACGUGACAUACUACGACCCAAUUCCUGAUAACAUUGAACUGGACUUCAGUAAUCCCAUACACGUCGCGCCAGAAGACACGCUCAUCAAGAAGAAACCUAGACCUACUUGGGAUUAGAUAAGUUUAGAUUAAUACAUAUUAUCACGUCUAUAUCCCUUACAGAGCAGCCAACAGUCUUGAAAAGACUGAACACGUUCAGCUGCAUGGCUUAGUGAUGGAAUUGUGAUUCAAAUAGUGACAGGUUGCUAGCCAAUCGCCGAUAAGAAGAAUCCCAAGUUUAUAAGCCUUUCCCUUAGUCGCCUUUUAAAACAUCCAUAGAAAAAAUAUAGAUUGGUCCCAUUCAAAAGUUCCGGGAUCCACACGGACUCCUUCUUAGUGUUAAAUAUUGAAGGAAAUUAAAAAAAUAUUCAAAUUAAGAUACACUUCCUUCAUAAUAGCCAUUUA
Molecule: messenger RNA, 3469 nt
Organism: Amyelois transitella
Lineage: Eukaryota; Metazoa; Arthropoda; Insecta; Lepidoptera; Pyralidae
Gene: stl
Product: A disintegrin and metalloproteinase with thrombospondin motifs adt-2
Exons: 18
Coding region: 167-3142 (991 amino acids)
Biological process (GO): proteolysis; extracellular matrix organization
Cellular component (GO): extracellular matrix
Molecular function (GO): metalloendopeptidase activity
Source: RefSeq, a predicted model, not a curated record